Molecule: messenger RNA, 3450 nt
Organism: Linum trigynum
Lineage: Eukaryota; Viridiplantae; Streptophyta; Magnoliopsida; Malpighiales; Linaceae
Source: the annotation of a GenBank genome assembly
GUAUAUAUAUACCUCACUCGACACUCGUCAAUCAAUAUUCAAUAACCGCCCACUUUUCCCACAUUCCUCGUUGCGCCCUUUUCUCUCCCUCGUCUUCCGUACUUUCUUCUUUCUCUUUUCCUCCCUUACCUGCAACUCCUUCUCAGAGACGUUUCCUUCACCACUCACCUCCUACUCUCCCUUCUACAACGAUUAAUCGCAAUGUCGCGUCGCGGUGGUGGCCGGCGUCCGGAUCCCGGCCGUGAUCAGCAGCCGCCGUCCCCUGCGGUCGGUGGUGGCCGUGGUCGCGGUGGAGGUCGAGGUCGAGGAAGAGCGCCGCCGGCGCAAGUUCCUGGCUCGAUCGGUGCUCAGGCACCUUCCCCUGCCCCUGCUUUCCCUCCCCUGACGAAUCCGUCUUCUUCCCGCCCUGUUCCACCGCCUGCCAGCGCGCAGCCGUCUGCUCGACCGCUGGGAGUUCCAGCUGCCGCUGCCGCGGCGGCGGGGGCGUCGAGCUCGUCUUCGGUACAGAAAUUGGCUGGGGAAGUUCAGGGUAAGCUUCUCGUCUCUGAACCGACGGCGUCUAGGGCCGCGGCGCCGGUGUCGUCGAAAGCAAUUGCUCUGCCGAGGAGGCCCGGGUACGGGACUGUAGGGAGGAAGUGCAUGGUUCGUGCGAAUCAUUUUCUGGUUAAGGUGCAGGACAUCGAAAUCCGCCAUUACGACGUUACCAUUACUCCGGCGGUUACUUCAAAGGUUACUUCAAAGAAGGUCAACCGGGAUGUCAUUGCUACAUUGGAGAAGCUGUACCGUCAAUCUCAUUUGGGGAACAGAAUGGUGGCCUAUGAUGGUAUGAAAAGUCUGUUCACUGCUGGGGCUCUGCCAUUUGAGACGAAAGAGUUCGAGGUGAAGUUGGAGUCUGAUAACCAACCUGGUCCGAGUGGUGCCCCUAGGAAGGAAAGACUGUUUAAGGUGGCAAUCAAGCUUGCAUCCCGACCUGAUAUUGGCCAUCUGCUACGGUUCCUAGAUGGGACGCAACGGGAUAUGCCACAAGAUACCUUUCAAGCUCUGGAUGUGGUUUUGAGACACAAUCCUUCUGCACAUUAUACUGUGGUUGGGAGGUCAUUCUGCUCCAUUUCACUUGGGCCAAAAGGCACCCUAGGCGAUGGUGUGGAGUAUUGGAGAGGAUUUUACCAAAGUCUAAGGCCAACCCAGAUGGGACUAUCUCUUAAUAUUGAUGUUUCUGCUAGAUCUUUCUAUGAGCCAGUUCCUGUUAUGGAUUUCAUCUCCAAGAACUUCCGAAUUCAGAAUCUAUCCAGACCUCUAUCUGAUCAAGAUUGUAUUAAGCUCAAAAAGGCCAUGAGAGGUGUUAAAGUACGAAUGGACAAUGGGCAGUUUGCAAGAAUCCACAAGAUCACUGGCAUCUCUAGUAAGCCAGCCAACCAGACAAUGUUUCUGCUUGAGGAACAGAACACUACAAUCUCGGUAGCACAAUAUUUCCUCCAAAAAUACAAAAUUCGUCUCAAUUAUCCUUCUUUGCCUGCUCUUCAAGCUGGAAAUGCACCGAAGCUUUACUAUCUCCCAAUAGAGCUGUGUACGAUUGUUGAAGGUCAGAGGUAUACGAAGAAGCUCAAUGAUCGACAAAUUACUGCUUUGUUGAGAGCGACAUGUCAACGUCCACAGGAGAGGGAAAGGAAUAUCGUGAAGGUUGUUGCCGAGAAGAGCUUCAAGGAUAGUGACAUUGUACAGCAGUUUGGCAUUCAAGUUAAGCCACAGCCUGCGCUAAUUGAGGCUAGGGUCCUUAAUCCUCCCAUGCUUAAGUAUGAUGGUUCAGGGAGAGAGGCAAAUGUUAGUCCCCAGAUGGGGCAAUGGAACAUGAUUAACAAGAAAAUGGUCAACGGUGGAAGAGUAGACUACUGGACUUGUUUGAACUUCUCUUCUUUGAACAACGAUUUCCCAAUUGACUUUUGUGGAGAAUUGAUUGACAUGUGCAACAGCAAGGGGAUGCUUUUUAACAAAAACCCUCUAGUUCCGAUUCGUUCAGAAAGGCCUCAACAUAUUGAGAAGGCUCUUACAGAUGUUCACUACCAGGCUACUCAGCAGGGCAGAGAACUUCAGCUGUUGAUUAUUAUUCUGCCUGAUUUCUCCGGCUCAUAUGGUACAAUCAAAAGAAUCUGUGAAACAGAGUUGGGGAUUGUGACCCAGUGUUGCCAGCCCAAACAAGCCUCAAAAUUUUCCAAGCAAUAUAUGGAGAACUUGUCACUGAAGAUCAAUGUUAAGGUUGGUGGGCGAAAUACUGUGCUGAAUGAUGCCGUCCAAAGGAGGAUUCCGCUUCUCACUGAUCGGCCGACCAUUGUUUUUGGUGCGGAUGUUACACAUGCACAGCCUGGAGAGGAUUCAACUCCAUCUAUUGCUGCAGUUGUAGCUUCCAUGGACUGGCCAGAGGUUACCAAGUACAGGGGAAUUGUUUCUGCUCAAGCUAGUAGGGAGGAAAUCAUCCUGGACCUCUACAAUGAAGAUCCAGCCAGGGGUGGGGCUCCUGGUGGAAUGAUCAGAGACCUUCUUUUGGCUUUCUACAGAUCAAAUCGGAUCAAGCCUCAUAGGAUCUUAUUCUACAGAGAUGGUGUUAGUGAAGGACAAUUCUUCCAAGUUUUGCUACAUGAGGUGGAUGCCAUACGAAAGGCUUGUUUGUCAUUGGAGCAAGGCUAUCUUCCUCGGAUCACCUUUGUUGUGGUCCAGAAGAGGCACCACACUCGCCUCUUUCCCGAGGAUCAUCAAAAUCGCGGCACGACAGACAGGAGCGGCAACAUCCUCCCAGGCACUGUGGUUGACACCAGUAUUUGUCACCCGACAGAGUUUGACUUUUACCUCAACAGCCAUGCUGGAAUUCAGGGAACCAGUAAGCCUUCUCACUACCACGUUCUCCUUGAUGAGAAUGGAUUCUCGGCUGAUGGACUCCAAGUGCUGACUAACAACUUAUGCUACACCUAUGCUAGAUGCACUCGUUCUGUAUCUAUCGUACCACCGGCCUACUACGCUCAUCUGGCAGCAUUCCGUGCUCGUUACUACAUAGAGGGGACCGCAUCGGAUGGCAGUUCAUCGGGCGAAAGGGGUACAACAACGGGAAUGGCCAGGGAAGUCCAGCCGCUGCCAGAGAUCAAGGAUAAUGUGAAGAACGUCAUGUUCUACUGCUAGUCCAUUUUUGGAGGGUGGGUUUUAGGUGCCUUGGGGAGCUCGUAAUUACACUGUAAAUGCUCUCUGAUUUUGUCUAGUUUUUUGUGAGUAUGAUAGGCUGAUCUGAAUUCUGAACAGUUAAAAGACUUCAUAGCUCUCUACUGGGUACAUUUUGUUAGAAGGGGGAACAGUGGAAGCUCCUAACAGUUCCUCGACAGAUAUACAUAGGAAGGAUCGUUUCAUGUAUAAUGUACUAUAAUUUAUGUAGGGGCGGUAAAAGGUUAAUAAAAUUUUACUUAAUAA